Messenger RNA from Protopolystoma xenopodis, 501 nucleotides. NCBI's taxonomy places the organism in Eukaryota, Metazoa, Platyhelminthes, Monogenea, Polystomatidea, Polystomatidae. The record is from the annotation of a GenBank genome assembly.
AUGGCGAAAUCGUGCUACAGUCAGCUUAACAAUCCUGACCAUCGUGGAGUCUUGACGACGGAACAGCUGGAGCAGGAACGUCAUCGUCUGGUGCAGGAGUUGGCCCGAGUUCGUGAAGUCUUCACGGCUCAAAUCGAGGCGCUCAUUGAGGAAAAUAGACGUCUCAGACAGUAUUGGUCAUGCCCACCAGAUUGUUUCUUUCAUACCAUUUAUUGCUUUCUUAUCCGUUUUUGUCUGUUUUUUUUCCACCUUAUGCUCUCGCAUGCACUCGCUGGAAGAGUAGAUCGCCCAAUCUCUGUCCGAAGGGAAUCCAUUUUAUCACUUCGAUUCGAUGCUGUUCUUAACGAGGUUGUAGAACUUGAAGCACGGCUGAUCGAAAGAUUACGAGCAGCCACGGAGACUGAACACUUUCUGGGCCAUCUGAUGAUUGCUUUUCUGGAGAAGCUGGAUUCAAGCGGGUUUGGCCUCGAGCAGCCUGUUGAUUGGCAUACAGAAACAUGA